Messenger RNA from Indicator indicator, 687 nucleotides. It is a transcript of the gene PRTFDC1, whose product is annotated as phosphoribosyl transferase domain containing 1. The record is from RefSeq and is a predicted model, not a curated record. Gene Ontology annotation, molecular function: hypoxanthine phosphoribosyltransferase activity. The coding region runs from base 1 to 687 and encodes 228 amino acids. The transcript has 9 exons. NCBI's taxonomy places the organism in Eukaryota, Metazoa, Chordata, Aves, Piciformes, Indicatoridae. Gene Ontology annotation, biological process: purine ribonucleoside salvage.
AUGGCCGGGCAAGGCGGGAGCGGCGCGGCGCGGAGCGGCGGAGGCCGCGGCGUUGUGAUUUCAGACAACUGGCCUGGAUACAGCCUGGAUUUGUUCACUUACCCCCAGCACUACUACGGAGAUCUGGAAUAUGUGCUCAUACCUCACGGCGUUAUUGUUGACAGGACAGAACGAUUGGCCAAAGAUAUUGUGCAAGAUAUUGGAGACAAUGAUAUUGUGGUUCUCUGUGUCCUCAAAGGUGGCUACAAGUUCUGUGCUGACCUCGUGGAGCACAUUAAAAAUCUCAGCAGAAAUUCAGAAAGGUUCAUCUCCAUGAAAGUCGAGUUUGUUAGACUGAAAAGUUACCAUAAUGAUCAGUCCAUGCAGGAUAUGCAGAUCAUGGGAGGAGAUGACCUUUCGAAGCUGACUGGGAAGAACGUUCUAAUCGUGGAGGAUAUUGUUGGAACUGGAAGGACUAUGAAGGUUCUGCUUAAUAAUAUAGAAAAAUACAAGCCAAAAAUGAUUAAAGUGGCAAGUUUGUUGGUGAAAAGAACAUCUUGGCCCGAUGGGUACAGACCAGACUAUUAUGGAUUUGAAAUUCCAGAUUUGUUUGUGGUAGGUUAUGCCUUAGACUACAACGAGCACUUCAGAGACCUAAACCACAUCUGUGUUAUCAACAACCAUGGCAAAGCAAAAUACAGAGUCUGA